UGACGCAGAUAUGUCGGGCGUUGCUUUCGCCAACCGGCGUUCAGCAGGUCAGUCAAUCCUCAUCAAAACGAGGCAACCGCUUGAAAGCGCGCUGGUAAGCCAUGGCUGUCUGCCAGGGAGCGCUGUCCGCGGGUUUGCUAGAGGCGUACAUGGCUCGAUUUGAGCUGAGCAAAGAUCAGGUGCUGGAGCAAAAGAAAGCAUUCGACGUUAUCGAUUCAGAUGGAAAUGGGAAGAUUACAUUCCAAGAAGUUAAGGACAUGAAUGCAAUGUUGGAGCAGCCGCUGUCGGAUCAGGAGCUUACGGAGCAGUUUACUUCUCUUGAUGUCGACGGCAACAACACGGUGACCUUUCCCGAGUUUCUGAAAGUCUAUGUCAAGGGUGAGUUUGGUAGAGACGUGCCGUUGCCCAGUGUGGACGAGACUAUCCAAGUUUUGGAUCUUGCUCCGAGCCGCGUGCGCACGCACAGCUGCACGUUGGAUCCUAUUGACGAAUCUAAGAUGGUGAUGAAGUUGUCGCAAAAGAGCAGUGCCAGCUACUAUUUGCGGGUUGCCAAGCAGAUGCUGGCCGCAUCUGAGGAGACGCCUAGCGUGCUCGAGCUGAAUGCUCUUGGAUAUGCCAUUCCACAUGCUUCUUUUGUGGCAUCGGCCUUGCAGGAGGAGAACCUGGCCAAGGUUCUCUCCAUUCGCACGAGCUUGCGAGAGGUUCCAAACACUAGCAGACAUUGUCCAGUCAUGGUCAUCCGUGUUGUCAAAACUGCGAGUUAGCGGCAGCCAGCCAUGCGUACAGCGCUAUGAGCCGAGCUCUAUGCCGCUGGAUGAUGCAGUAGAGGUUGCUGGUAGACAGCGGCUUGGCAGCUGCUUUCACCUGAAAUCCACCAAAGUGGACAUUGAGGCAAAUGCAUAUGCUAUGAAAAUUGUCAUAUGCUUUGCCAAGUUCAACAGGAGAAUGCGUUGCGAGUGACAGACGUUGGCCAGGUUUGCCCGUUCUGGAUCGCAGCCGCUUCCAGCAGCAACAUGGUCUAGAACGAAUAUUGCAGCAUCUGCAAGGCAGCUCAUGAAGAGGCUGGGCGGUGCUUGAGCAGUGCUGGCGUUGGAGCAGUCCCGGUAGGCAAGGGCAAAGGAUCUCGCUGCGUCCUUUCUCGAGUAUGUUCAAAGGUGCCCGGAUGUGAUGGAAUCCAUUCUGGAGCAAGGCAAGCGUCCGCUUGGGUAGAGAGCGCGCUUUUAAUCACUGAAGAGUAGAAGAUGUUGGUGCC
Molecule: messenger RNA, 1252 nt
Organism: Effrenium voratum
Lineage: Eukaryota; Dinophyceae; Suessiales; Symbiodiniaceae
Source: the annotation of a GenBank genome assembly